CCCACAUAUAACUUGAGCGCAGCAGGUGAAGACCAGGCCCCUCAAAGCCCCCUAACCGCGCGCCGCGCACCAAAACGACAACAUGUCGACGACGCCUACCCCGCGCGUCCAGCUGUCAGUCGACACGGCAGUGAACCGCGACCCGUCAAACUCGCCGGUGUCGCCCUUCCCGGCGCCUCUAUCGCGGCACGACACCUCGCACGACACGUCGCACGCGCACUUUGUCAAAGAUGCCGGGUGGGACAUCCUCAAGCACCGUCCCCACAAGACACUGUUCCACUGGGCACGCGCGCUCGGCGCGACCGCUCUGGCGCGUAUCUGGCCCAUUUUGCUCUUCACCGGCGGCUGGAGCACCAUGGUCGUGCUGGUCAACCUCAAGACGAGCGUGCCAUUCCACUUCCCCAACACGAUGAUCACGGUGCUCGGUGUGUUGCUCGGUUUGACGCUCAGCUACCGCACGUCGUCGGCGUACGAAAAGUACUCCGAAGGCCGUCGCCAGUGGGCCAACAUCACGCACGCCUCGAGAACGUGGGCCCGCACUGUGUGGUUCCAUUCACAAGGCCCCGACUCGUGCGUGCCCGUCCCGCCCGAAGACCCAGACGAGCGCGCAAAGGACGAGGCCAAGGCCGUGCUGGAGAAGAAGACCUCGGUGCGCAUGGCCCUCGGGUUCGCCGUCGCCAUGAAGCACUACCUGCGCGGCGAGGAGGGUGUGCACUAUUCCGACCUGUACCCCCUCGUGUCGUUCAUCCCCUCGCUCGGCCUGCCGUCAGGCAUGGCGGGCGCCGACGCGACGCUGGGCCAGCUGCCCUCGCUCAGCGCGCACGACCACGGGCAGCACCACCACGUCGAGCUGCAGCGCGCGGAGAACGUGCCGCGGUUCCGUUUCUCGGACACGUGGAUCGCGCGCUGGGUGCGGAGGGUGUUCCGCCCGCGCAAGGAAGCCGCGCGGCGCGCGCAGAAGCGCCAGUCGAGCGCCGACGAGCUGGAUGAUGCCGAGCUCGGCGAGCUGGGCGCGCAGGUCGGGCGCCAGAACAUCCCCCUCGAAGUCACAGUCUACAUGAGCAUGUACCUCGCUGCCCUGCAGCGGCGCAAGACGCUCGACGUGCCCACGACCAACAUGCUCUUCGGGGCGAUCAACCAGCUGACCGACGCGCUCGCCAACCUCGAGCGCAUCCUGACCACGCCCAUCCCGUGGAGCUUCAACGCGCACAUCUGGGAGGUGUCGUGGAUCUACUGCCUCGCGCUCCCGUUCCAGCUGUACGCGAGCAACUUCAAGUGGAUCACGGUCCCCGCGACUGUGGUCACGACGUACAUCGUCAUGGGGUAUGCUUCGAUCGCGGAGGAGAUUGAGAAUCCGUUUGGGUACGACAAGAACGACCUCAACCUCGGCUACUUCUGCCGCGAGAUCAUCGCCAAGGAGCUCGACGCCAUCACGAGCACGCCGUUCCGCGACCCCUCAGACUGGAUGUUCAGCACGCUCAACCGGCCACUUGGUGUCUGGCAGCCAAACGCCGUCAAGUUGGCGGAUACUAGCAUUAGCGAGCUGCGGGGCAGGCUGGCGAGGGGCUCGGUUAGCUGGGUGCCGCCGAGUCGCAAGGAGUCCCUCGUGUCCGAGCCCGCAAGCAUCGCGUAG
Messenger RNA from Vanrija pseudolonga, 1633 nucleotides. RefSeq names its product UPF0187 protein. The transcript is spliced from 4 exons. Bases 83 to 1633 code for a protein of 516 amino acids. The record is from RefSeq and is a predicted model, not a curated record. Gene Ontology annotation, molecular function: chloride channel activity. Lineage: Eukaryota; Fungi; Basidiomycota; Tremellomycetes; Trichosporonales; Trichosporonaceae.